Messenger RNA from Pecten maximus, 1116 nucleotides. RefSeq lists its product as uncharacterized. The transcript is spliced from 6 exons. The record is from RefSeq and is a predicted model, not a curated record. The coding region runs from base 1 to 306 and encodes 101 amino acids. Lineage: Eukaryota; Metazoa; Mollusca; Bivalvia; Pectinida; Pectinidae.
AUGCUCAUUAUAAAAAAAAAAAAAAACGAAAACAAAAACACAAUAGAGAUCCCCAAUAAAGUAUUAAUUGUUUGCUCCUCUUUCACUCGUCAUUUUAUUUAUAAUUCAUCAAUUACAGUUCCUGUGACAGUUGGACAGAGUUACCCACCGACUAUAAGUGCAGAACGGAGGAGGCACCGUGAAGUUAACAGAGAAAAUCGGAGGUUACGUGACGAUAACACUCCUGAGUCAGAUGUAGAAGAUUAUUACUCACCGCGGACUACAACUGGAUUUCCGGGUAGCAGGAAGUCGGGCCCCUUCCAAUAGGACACUUCAAAAUUCUUAUCUGGAUUUGGCAAGAAGAUGAUUGAACUGAGAAAUUAGUAAUGCCUUUAUAAUAUGAGAUCUACCUAUUGGAGUUAAAACUCGUUCUAAUAAGUGCCUUUAACUUUACUCAAAAAUGUUUUCGUUAAUUUAGUUUAGGUAUACGAUGUAGAUUAACAUGAAACUCAAUCCUAAAAGUGUAAAUAUUCCCCACUGUAGAUUCAAUUCAGGGUAGACAACUUCAACACUAUCGUUUUGCUUCUAAUCCAAAUAGCCUGGGUUUUAGAUACAUUUAUUUUAAAUCCAGAUAUAUUUGCAAAAAAUUUUAAUUCGUCAAUAGAUUCUUUAAGAGAUUCCUCUGUUCCAUCCAAGAUCAGUGAAGUGUCAUCCGCAUAUUGAGGCAGUAAAAUAGGAAAUUAUCAACAUAAAUACUUUUUAUAUCAUUAUUGUUACUUAUUCUAACGGCUAAAAUUUUAGCACACAUUAUAAGCAUAUAUAAUCAAUUGGCUCCCCUGCCUACAUCAGAAAAAUGGAGACAAAUUUCUCCCUUGAUUAAUAGCUGAGCUUGAUUUGUUUUGUAGAACUUUCGCCUUUUUCUUAAUAUCUUUCCCAAAUUAAAAAAAAAAUCGAAAACUUUUUCAAUGAACUCCCUAGAGUCAAAAGCCUUUUGAAAGUCAAUAAUUAACAACAUUCCAGGUAUAUUUUUAUUUUCUGCAUAUUGCAUGAUAUCGUAAAAUAUUCGAGUGUUUUCCACAAUAUAGCCUCCUGAAAUGAAACCGUUUGAUCAGUAUGAAUUUAAUUGAUCAAAACUAA